Nomia melanderi (Alkali bee) is the source of this 4706-nucleotide messenger RNA. RefSeq lists its product as uncharacterized. NCBI's taxonomy places the organism in Eukaryota, Metazoa, Arthropoda, Insecta, Hymenoptera, Halictidae. The record is from RefSeq and is a predicted model, not a curated record.
CCUGAGCAGGGUAUUAGGCCGAGUUGGGUUUCUAUAAAUGAAAUUAAAGCGGUAACAGCAUUUACAGAGGUCCGCGAUUGCCAUCGAUCAAUCUUUACGCGGCAACCUCCACGCCGCGGACGCGAUCGUGACAGAAAUCGGGUGCAGCGGAAAGAGGCGGACGGCUGCGAUUUAUAAUAGAAUACACGGCUGUAUAAAUUUCGCUCGUCGGAUAAUAAAGAACGUGCAGUGUGCAAGGUUGUUGAAGCGAAGAACAUUGAUUUUCCGGGAGGUUAAGGACACCGUAAACUGCAGCCACCACGUGACUUUACAUAGCCGACGCGACGCGCCUCCUAAAUAUGUAUCUUGAACGUCUUCUUCUCCCAUCAUUGGCUAUCCGGGUCGUUGUUCGUCAAAGAACUUUACUUCGUUCUUCGAUCGUGACACGAGCAUCGGGUUGAUAUUUGGUGAACGUGCACGGUUACGCGGCGAUGUCGCGGCGAGGUUGUAUCGGAUUGAAGUGGAACCAAUAAAUUUUCGGCUGCUUCGACCCACAUUGAAUUUCGAAGAACCACGCCGAAAAAGCAUUGGCGACGGACCGUAUUAAUUGUGGGGUGAUGGGAAUAUGCAAGGCGGCCGAGGGUAACGCAAUUUAACAGGCUUACCUCUCUACUCGGUAAACCCUCUAUCCCGUUAGCUGAUGGCGAAUGCAACUUGUGACCCACAUGCAAGCGACGAUUAAAUCCGACUAAGCUCUCGCCUUUACGGUGAUAAGAACUCGGCUGUAUCGUCUUCGACAAUUAACCUUUCGUCGGCUGGACGUGCAUCCUUUGAUCGUCGGACCUUAAAUUAUGUGGCUUAAAUGACGUGCCUUGAAUGGAUACAUGGCGACCGCAGAUCGCGUGUAUGGUCCGUUUAAAAUGAUCUCUUACAGUUGCCCACGAAUUUUCACUGUAUACCUGUUGUUGUUGUUGUUGUUGUUGUUGUUGUUCUUACUGCCGUUGUCGUUGUUGUCGUCGCUGUACUAAGGUGCAAUACGACAACGAAGCAUCACGCACGAGACACGAUACGGGAGGAAGGAAAAUUUCUCCCUGAACAUGUUUCACCGCGACACGUUGACUCGCAUUGACACGCGGUUUAUCUUCCGAAACCGACAAGUUUGCAUAUUGUCCGUAACCGAGGUGUGCUUCGUAGCUCGAGGUGUCCUAAACUGUUCGGGACUUGCACACAUUUACACCGUAAUGUUUCUCUCAUGAACGCCCCAAAAGCCUCGUAAUUCACGAACACUUGAACAACAGUUAAAGAAAACGCGUAAUAUUCUGCGCGGUGAUUUCACCAGCAGCAGGCUCGCCGAUUACUCAUCGACAAUCAACGGACCGGUUCGGCGGGAGAUCUCUCUCGUAGCGUAUUGUUGUCAUGAAUUGGCGAAAAGGAACUGCGAGAGAGACGAUGCCACGAGGACAACAGCACUCUGCGUGCACAACGUUUCCUCCGUACUGCGUCCGGGUCGAGCACCUACCUAGUCGAGUCGUCAUCGAGGACUCGACGCAGGCGCCCGAAAGAAAACCACCCCCUGUAACCCGCAAACUCGAUCGCCUCCAUCCCCUUCGGCUCGGUCGGGGGUGAACAUCCGCGAGUCAAACGCGCUGUACCAUACCCUCGGGUAUAUGUGCACCGAUGGACAGCGGAAUGACCGUCGCCGUGGGAACGAUUCGACGACGUCGCAGAUGCAUGCUCCUUUUCCUUACUUUUCGAAAGCAUCAAUCGUAUCUUCCCUAUGAACCCAGCAAAACACCGUCGAUUCGCAGGACGCUCCACAUAUGGAAAUCAACACCGAUCGUAUCUCCGUUCAAUGCCCUCUGCAAAACAGUCGUGUGAAUCGCAGCGAUAGCUAUUCGGUCGCGAUGCGGCAGAAAUUUUGAGAGUGGAACGUGCGAGGUAUACCUGUGAAGUUACAUACGUGGCAUUCCUUCGAAAAGAAGGGAAAUUCGAGGCGCAUGGAACUCUUUAUCAUCGUACAUGCACAUCGACAUCGGAUUGGAUGGAUCCUGCCUGAAAUGUUCCGCACCGGACUGGCACGAAACUGCUUCUGAGUAAAUUUCUCUGACGGAAUAACACUGGUAAAGUUGCACAUGCGCCAGCGUCGGUUCCCAUGGAAACGGGAUGCGAGCGGCCGCGUGUGAAUGCGUAUUGAUUACUCUACUCUUGCUCCAUUCCGCGAUCUCUUGGUCCUCGUCGUAUCUCCUCCUGUCGCCCCUCCGCGACCCUGGUUCUCUCCUCUUUUUUCGCGGCACCACCUCUCUUUCGGUUCGUCCGCGCAACAAAUCUUUCCGUUCCAUCGACGAGCUUUUCUGUUCUCCCCCGAGUUAGCCUCGUAACAUCGUAUCCCCGCGCGCUCCGCGGUCACGCAUUCCUAGGAAAGAUUCUUCUUUAUCAGGCUCCUUGACUCACGGCACACGGUGGAUUUCUGCGUUCCAAACGCGCACGAUUUAAGCGGGAACUCCAAUCGAAGCGUAGGAGUUUCCCGACGUUGACCACUUUUUUGACUUGCCUUCUACCGCUGAGAACGAGAUACCACUGUGACGUAAAGCGCGCCGUAAUCACGCGUUUCUUUCCUCACUCACUUACAAAGUAGCCUUGGUAGGAUACGAGACGAAAUUUGCGGUAUGACGCAACGAGAUCAAUUUUAGAUACGUUAAAUACCCAAGCGGAACAAAUUAUUCUACGUAUUUCGCAACGUCGGAAGCUACGUUCGAAACGUCGGGCGGAUGCGGGCAGGCCUUCGGAAAGUUUAAAAGGGAAAACAAAGUUAGCGGUGUAGGCCGAGGUCUUUCUGCAAUAGAAAUAAGCUUCCACUGCGAGAACUGAGUAAUUUCAGCUGUACGACGAGAAAGUGGAGAAGAUAGGGAAAAAGGUACGCUCGCGACACGCAGCUUGAACUUCCGGGAACAUGUAGCGCGAACUAGAGGUUAAUUAAAAGAUGCACCUAGAGGAACGUGAACGAGAUGCAGCUAUCAGUUGUAUUCACAACGAACGGGUCAUUGAUCCUCGAACGGUCGCUUUGCAGACUUCUCGACCGUAUUAUUCAACAGGACAAAUACUCUCGCUUUGAAACUGUCGCGCAGGAAAAUCGGCCUGUCGAUGUUUUCCCUUCGUCGGACACGAAACCGCUUGUUCUCCUUUCGUAACGUGGGGACGCAACCAAACCAUUACAAUGUCUCCUCGUAAACGGUGUUUCCUUUGUGCCCAAUCUUCGUCGCGUUCGUAUGCAACGAGCGUAGAAAUUGAGCGAUAAAUUGAUUAGAAAACUCGAAGAGACCCGAGUAUAACUGUUACCAGGAUGUCGUAGGACAAUUUUAGUUGAGAAAGAUGGCAACGGGAUGACUCGUAGCAGUCCUGAAGGGUAAGUGCGCGACAAUUCUCCCACGCGUGACCACUCUAUAAAAAAGUGAAACUCCGCAAAGAAAAGAAUCACUUUCGCGUGGUCUUCUCGUCGAGAAGCAGCUUCAAAGUUCGCGUCGAUUUCGAGUAAUCCAGUUAGGAAGAGGAAACUCCUUCGAUCUCCGUCCAACCGAAUCUCUUAUCGUCAUGGGGCAACGACUUAUUCGCGUUUCUUUGCUGGCAACAGUCAUUUGCUACGCGUGCAGCGAGCGGAAUAAAUAUGCCGCUAUUUCGAAUCUAUCGCGGAAGGAACCUGUUGAAAACGAAUUGUUCGUAAGCAUAAUACGCGGUGAAAACUCUUCGAAUCUGCAACAGUCGAGCAACGACACCGGACAGUACGACAGGAGCUUGGAGAAACAAUCGAGAGCUACGGUUCAUCGCGCGGAAUCAGAAUCGAGAGGUUCCAGCUGUUGCGGGCCGAGGCAUGGUUCCGGUGCAUCGACACGACCUGAUACGUACCACAAUAAGAUUCCUGUGGACAGCAAUCGAUACUCGUCGCAAUACGGUGAACGUUUACCGAUCGAUAGAUACGGCUGGCAAGCUCAAGGGCAACCUCCUGAUUCAAGCGGAAACACUCGAAGACCCGGAGGUGGAAACCACGGUGUGCUCUAUGAAGGAAACCAAGGAGAUAGAUUUAGCUUCCGUCCGAGUUAUGGAAACGGAAAUUCGCACAGACCUUACAGCUACGAGACUGGGACGUCUGAUGGGUACGGGUACGGUAAUGGUGGCUAUGGAGGACACGGCACUAGCAGGCCAACUAGCUCUAGCGGGUCAAGUGUGAGCAGCAGUUACGGAAUUUCGGGAAUCCUUGCUAACGGCGACGAAUUCGGAUCCGUGGAGCCAAAUUAUCCAGAAGGGAGCGCUCCGUCGGUGCCAAAUAUUCAAGCGCAGAAGGCGGUAGCUUUGAAAGCAUUGGCUGGUGUUGCUUUGAUCGGCGCAGCGGCUGCGUUGGCUACAAAUCCUGUUCUCUUACCAAUUGGUUUAGUAUCGGGGAGAAGGAAACGAUCGAAUUUGCCGGUGCGAGAAGGAGAUGCACGUAUGCAGUUUAUUUCAAGGAUUCUAGACAAUAAGCCGCGACGAAUCGGUAAACUGUAGUGUCCUCAGUUGCGUUUAGGCGAUCUAAGAACGCGGAAAAAACACCUUUACAAGAAAUAAAAGUAAUUAAACCUUGCGAUGAAUUAAACUUGCGUUUAUAGACAAUACAACAUUUACGUAUUGUGUAUAUAGUCCUUAUAUUCUAUGUUCUUACUGUUCCGUUACCAUCCUUGAAAUUUCGUCCCUUUUAU